CAGAUUUCAAUACAAAAUGCUGUAACGAAAUCCGAAGUUCCAUUCUGCUUAUAAGUUUAACUAUAAGGAUCUUUAUUUGUGUUUAACUAUGUUGUAAUCAUUAACAUAAUCAGUGAUGAGUGGGUCGAUGGUUGUCGAGGCUACUUCCACGAUAGAGGAGGACCUAUAUGCGUUUAAGGAGGAGCCGGACUCGUCCAUAAGCUUGGAGGCCCAAGCGGAGGGCGCAGGUGCAGGGAGUGGGAAGGCGGCGUGCAAGGUGUGCGGGGAUAAAGCUUCAGGAUACCACUACGGCGUCACUUCGUGCGAGGGCUGCAAGGUAAGUGCAACUGCUACGAGUUACGGGCGGCUACGAAUAACGGCGGGUUUCUUUCGUAGAAGUAUUCAGAAGCAGAUCGAGUACCGUUGCCUUCGCGACGGAAAGUGCCUGGUCAUCCGCCUUAAUAGAAACCGGUGCCAGUACUGCCGGUUCAAAAAGUGUCUCGCGGUUGGCAUGAGCCGUGACUCUGUAAGGUACGGCAGAAUCCCGAAGCGACGUGACGUGACUACACCAGAGAGUAUGGCCGAUCUUGCAAAGAACCUGUCGAACACCGAGCCCGCGCCACCCGCCGCUGCGCAGCCCGUGCAAGAGCAAGACGCUGACGCGAUGGAGGAGUCUAAGGACGUCGCAAAAAUGGUCAUCCUGGCUCACCGCAAUUUGAAUUCGUACACCGAGGACUUCCGCAGGUCACUACAGUUGCAGACGUUCAUCGUGAAAGUUGAUGAUAAUCGUGAAGGGCAAGCUGGAAGUAGUGGCAGCAAUGCCAGUACCAGCAACGCCAGCGCUGCUAACACCGCCAACGCUGCUAACGCCGCCAACGCCGAAAACGCCGCAAACGCUGGAAACGCCGCAGUUGCUUCAAGCAGCGUGGAGCCAACUGCCAAAUUGGAAGCUGCAGCUGACGACGGCAGCGCCGCCGCCGCCAGUCGCCUCGAAACCCUUACAGUCCUCUGGUCCAACGUCGCCUACCGCAUGACCCCUGCUGUCCAACAAGUUGUCGAAUUCGCAAAACGCUUACCAGGCUUUCAUAUCCUGCCGCAAGAUGACCAGCUUAUUCUGAUCAAGCUUGGAUUCUUCGAGGUAUGGCUGACCCGUGCCACUCGCAUCUCUAAUCCGACGGCGAUUGUCUUCGAUGACGGUACUUCGCUGAACCAUCGCCAACUCGAAUCAAUGUAUGAUACUUCCUUCGCGACCGGAAUACUGUCGUAUGUUCGAGCAGUGAUCAAUUUGGAGAUGACAGACGACGAGGCUGCAAUCUUUACUGCCUGUCUGCUCGUCUCACCAGAACGCAAUGGUCUCAGCGACCGCGAACUAGUCGAAUCACUUUUGCGCAGCGUUAAUGAAGCCUUCAUGUAUGUGAUGACUGAGAAUGGAACAGCUAACGCCGCCAGUCGUCUGGAGUCAUUCAAUGCACUCGCACAAGAAGUACGCGUGCUUGGUGAUCGCCACCACAAUCUACUCGGUUGGUGCCGUGGCAACUGGCGUCGACUUGAUCUGCCUGCUCUCUUUUCGGAAAUCUUCGACAUACCGAAGAACGAAGAGGAGUACGUACCGGACCAUGCUGGCCCCGCUUAAGCGGUCAAAAAUGCUACAAGUUUGUCGUACAAGUGCUUGCCAACAACAACACAUCAAUUGGAAAACCUUAAAACCUGUUACAGAAAAUACCUGGUACAGAAAUACUUUGGAUUUUUGUGUAUAAAAUACAUCAAAGGUCACUUUAUAUCACGAAAAUAAAUUGCAAAAUAAUUGUACGAAAAUCUUGGGCAUACAUUUUAAAGUAACGCUUCUUACGCACGAUUUUAAGGUUUUGUGUCUAUUAGUUGCUAUAAUUGAUUUAUAUAGUAGUUACACUACGAGUUUUUUUUUUUUUUUAAACAAUUGUCUAUUAGAGGGGCACUGUUUUUACUAUUAAGUAGUGAUAUCAUACAUAAUAUUCGUGUAUUGGUAUAUCUGUAUACGUAAAGCAUGUAAUCAUAGUAUAAGUGUAACUGAAAACAUAUACCUGACUCGAUUUUUCAAACGGUGAAUUCCUAACAUUCGUUUCACUCUGGAUAAUCUCAAUAAUAAUCGGGCCAUCUUGAUUAAAAUAUCUUCUAAGUUAUAACGAGUCAGGUAAAUGUAUUCUGUAUUUUAAUUAUAUCCGUAUAAUAAUUCGUGUUGUUGCUAAACUGUUUCCUAUUCGCGAAUUAUUGUAUUGUAACUUUUACUUAAGACACUAUUGUAACAUUUAAGUUCAAGGAAUGUGAUAUGGUGAAGGCCAUCUUAUACUUCUGGUCCACUAUUAUUCGUUAUAGAAUUAUAUUCAAAAUUAACGUAAAUGGUACAAAUAUUUAUUCAACAAUUUCAGAAAAAUAAUCAGUGCAGUGGAACUGACGUAGUAAUAAGUAAAGUUCUAUCCUAUUGUUUACUGAAAGAGGGUUAAAGAAAAUUGUUAAAAGAAGUAUUAUCGGGAUGAAAAGAAUGAUAGUGGGCCCAGUAUAAAAACAAGAAAAAACAACUUUAUGGCAUACGACUGAUAACUAGUGUUUAUUGGAUUAUAUAACUGAAGGUCUAUCAUUUGUUAUAUUACAUAUAUGAUUUCAGUUAAUAUUUAAUUUUAAGAAAUAAAAACACCUUUCUUUGCUCAACUUCGAUUAGUUUAAAAGCGCAUUUCGCGUUUAUUAUUAAAUUACUUAUGUUUCUACUAAAUUUAAGCAAAUUCCCUUCUGAAAGUGAUAUGAUUUUUUUGAGUUUAGGACUUUAAUUUUUGAGCGUAAUAUUUGUGAAUUGUAGAUGACAGCUUAACGUAAAAAUUAUCUCAACGCAUAGUGCGAACCUAGAAAAAUAUUGAUAUGGUGAUACUAUUUUAGUCAUAACGCUUUUCUCUCAUUUAGAGAACAGCAACUAUCUGUUUUAUAAUUAAUCUGAAUCUGAAACGUAUAAUUCCAUAAUAUUGAAGAAAUACAAAUUAGUUAUUUUGUAAAACCUACAGCCAUCUUUCUCCGUAUUUAAUGUUGCAACAGAUAAACUUAUUCCAAUCAUUUACUUCAUGUUUGAAGCAACUUAUCCGCUACCAUUGAAAAAAAUUUAAGCAACUUGCAACAAACAAAAUAGUUUAACAUAUAUUUUAAGUAUAACCCAAGUGGUCGCAAUAAGCAAUUUCUAAUAUAAAUUUUUAACUUACGAUUUCAUAUAUGUCGAAUGCACUGAGAUACUUUUGCGGUGAGCUUUCUAGAAAGUGUUGUGUAUGGUAAUGAUUUAAAUGCAUUUAUUAUCUAUUUAGUCAGUUUAUGUCUGUUGUCUGAACUUUAACUGGUGGAUCCUUAUGGAUUGUACAAAUAGUUGGAUUAUUGUUAUUUACGAAAUCUGUGAAGCGUAUCUAGUUUCGUUAAUUGUCUUAGAAUUAUUUCUUGUUAUUUUAAUUUGCUAAAUUUUAAAUAAAUUGGUUUUCCGUAUUUAA
Pieris napi is the source of this 3476-nucleotide messenger RNA. RefSeq names its product ecdysone-induced protein 78C (gene Eip78C). Gene Ontology annotation, molecular function: sequence-specific DNA binding; nuclear receptor activity; zinc ion binding. Bases 116 to 1612 code for a protein of 498 amino acids. Gene Ontology annotation, biological process: regulation of DNA-templated transcription. The transcript is spliced from 9 exons. NCBI's taxonomy places the organism in Eukaryota, Metazoa, Arthropoda, Insecta, Lepidoptera, Pieridae. The record is from RefSeq and is a predicted model, not a curated record.